This is a messenger RNA of Corylus avellana, 878 nucleotides long. RefSeq names its product putative calcium-binding protein CML27. The record is from RefSeq and is a predicted model, not a curated record. NCBI's taxonomy places the organism in Eukaryota, Viridiplantae, Streptophyta, Magnoliopsida, Fagales, Betulaceae. Gene Ontology annotation, molecular function: calcium ion binding.
UAUCUCUCUAUUCUUCCUCGGUAGUCGGUAGUAAAUAAAUAUGAGAAUGAGAGAUCGAAACGAACCCAACCAUAUCUGGCUAUAAAAGCAAAAAACGAGAAAAAAGAAAAAGAAACAACCAUAACGGCCAUGGCAACGAACUCAAGCCCGAACCCGAGCCAAAAGAAGCAGUCGGUCUACCUUCAGAACAUGGACGAGGUGGAGAAGGUAUUCAAGCGCUUCGACGCCAACGGCGACGGGAGGAUCUCCGUGUCGGAGCUCGGAGCCGUCCUUGAAUCGCUCGGAUCCACAUUCUCCAACGAAGACGAGCUCCGAAACAUCAUGAACGAGCUAGACUCCGACCACGACGGCUUCAUCUCGCUCCCGGAGUUCGCGGCCUUCUGCCGCUCCGGCGCCGAGGACGGCGGUGCGUCGGAGCUCCGCGAAGCCUUCGGGCUCUACGAUCAGGACAACAACGGCCUGAUCUCGGCCUCCGAGCUCCACCUCGUGCUCAGCCGACUCGGUAUGACUUGCUCCAUCGAAGACUGUCACCGCAUGAUCCGCUCAGUCGACUCCGACGGAGACGGAAAUGUCAAUUUCGAGGAAUUCGAGCAGAUGAUGACCAACACCAACAAAAACGGCAACAGCAAUGGCUCUGCGCCCGUGCCCGCACCGUAGAUUUCGGGAUCUACAGUCAUGGAACGUUUCGCAUUUAUACAGGUGUUAUCGUUUCAUUUUCUUCCUCGUCGUCGUCUAAUUCGAAUCUGAGAUGAAUCUCUGAUCGUUAGCACUAUAGAUUAUGGUUUGGAUUUUUUUUUUUUAAAUAACUCUUGGACUUCUGCUAAAUCUGAAAAUUUUAGCUACAUGGAAAUGGAAAAUCUCACUUGCCUUUUGUUCCA